AUGGAACACGACCCGCGCCAGUCUAUCCACGAGAUAUGCCUGGCCAGAGAGAUGGCUGUCCGCCCAGGCAAGCCAAUGCUAGUGACAGUUCGAAGCGCUUCAGCAUUAGUCCCUAGGUCGCGGCCAAUUGGUGAGGACGCUGUAGCAGACCAUCAAUCCGAAAAUGUGCCAGGUGUGGUCCCGCGAGGGCACAACGUCUCUGGGCGCACCGUCUCUGGGCCGCGAGUGCUGUUUAUGCUGGAGACGGACGCCUGGUCUACGUUUCCGAAUCCAGGUUGCUCGCACGAACGGUGGUGUGGUCACAUGCCACGGCCUCGCAUCCUGUUCAGGCCGGACGGGGAAGAGCCAGUUGGGGGGGCGAACGAUUUGCUGAGAGGUCUGAGUCGCUCAGGUACGGGACUGCCCACGCUGCCACUCCCCCAAAUUCAAACUGCCCCAGAACACUGCAUCGUUACCGCAACAUUGAAUCUUCUGCGCGCUGACAUGGCGGAGAACACGAUGGACGACCCUUUCCACCAGAGCCCCUCCGAGCUCCCGAGCGAACUGGGACCCUUUCUUCUGAGGGCCAUAUCGUCCGGUGGGAGCUUCGUUCCGGCAGAGCUCGAGUAUCGCCUGCCUGCUGAGCAACAUCGCUCGACACUUCGCACCGUGGACUGGAUCAUGAAUCUACCCGAAGCGGCCACCACUGCUCCCGGACACGCCCCUCCUCUUGCUGCUAUGGAAAGCAACCACGCCGGAAAUCGCGUGGUCAUGGGCAACUCGGAUCGAGAGCAUCAUUAUCAGAUGCCCGGCGAGUCGGCCAUCCGUGGGAACUUCAUCCCUCUUUCCACUUCGUUUCAAGCGCGUUCGCCAUCGCCCCGACGCAAGCAGGGAUCUCACGUGCUGCAGCUCAGCUUGACUGAUUCCCAGAUGGAUAAACUGACGGCGGCGCUGUCCUCGGAGGGCGACGAUGAACCUUUUGCUCGAGGCAGGCCCAGAGACACGGCCCAGAACAAUGAGCCGGUGAGAAAUAUCGAGCAGAAUACGGGCGGGAGCAUGCGAGCGACUACUACUACACGCUCCCGUACGCGCUCCCUUUCCCCGGUCAAGUCCGGUUUGAUCAAGACUCCCGUGACCCAGAGCAUCCGCCAGGGCAUCGCAUACGGCAAUGCGAGCAGAUCGCCGGGCAAGGCACAGGAGGUUCGCUUCGCCGAUCGGACUACGCCCGCAGCUAAUGGAACGCCGUCUCGCUCCGGCAAACGCGCGGUGAGAGGCCCUCCGCCUCCCAUUGACACGGACAUUGCUCGGUACUAUGCGAAGCAGGAGGCCGCGUUUGACCGUCCGAUUAUCGUCCAUCGCCCGCCCGAGAGGGAUGCUUCGCCCGUGCGUGAUGAUCCUAACCAGCGUAAUCCGUUCGAGCGAUCUUCCUCGGUUUACUCCCAGGACUCCACCAAAGAGCGCCAUCCCACCCGCAUCAGUCCUCUGCGCAUUCACAAGCAUUACGAGCCCAAGCAUGUCAGUAUUCUCCAGGAUUACGCCCAGAAAGCGGACAAGGGCUCCGCGGGACUCGACAUCAACGGAACCGCGGAUGAAUCGUCCAGCGGAGCAGAGCAGUCCUACACCCCAUUGGCGCCCUUCCUCGCCCAGGGACCGACCAUCAGAAAGGCUUCCAAGACCAUGAUUGGCGAGGGCGGAUGGCUCGAGAAUACCUCCAGGCCCGCACCGACGGGCUCCCCGAACCGCGCGGGCGGCUUCCUUGGCAACAUGAUCAAGAAGGCAAAGGAGAUGGCAAGCAAAGAACCCCCCCUCCCCCAGUCUCUGACACAAAACACGUAUACAGUUCAAACCACUAACACUUUCCCGCAGAUCUCCGAGGCAGGCUCCGACAACCGCGCGCAGCGCAAAUCGCGCGAGUCGGACAAAGACAGAGACAAGGGCCGCCCGGCCUCGCGCGGGCUCGCCAUCUCGCUCAGCCCGCGCGAGCAGAGCCUGCUGUACUGCGAGCUCGAGUUCGUGCUGGCGACGGCGCUCAACGACUACAUCACGGCCCAGUUCAAUGCGGGCCGGCUGGAGGCCGACCGGCUCAAGAAGGUGGCCGAGGACUGGCAGCGCAAGGGCCGGCCCAAGGUGGUCGGGUUCCGCUACGACCUGGAGACGCAGCUGGACCUGGUGCGCAUGCACGUGCACGACUUCAAGUUCUACUCGCGCGUGGCCGCCACGACCGCCCUCCUGGGCAUCAUCGACACCAUGAAGGCCAACGCGCGCGUGCUGCGCAUCCGCACCUUCUGCCAGCCCGACACCGUCGUCGCCAAGCAGCUGCUCGACUCCCAGAGCCUGUUCAACAUCCUCGGCUGCCCGGAGGACCAGCAGAUCAAGCUGGCCGAGAUCUUUGCGUUCUUCAAGGCCGCCAUCGAGCGCGAGCGCCUGCUGGCGAAGCAGGAGCAGGAGCAGGAGCAUCAGGGUCACGAUCACGGUCACGGACAGGAGACCACCGCUGGUACUUCGACUGCGGCUACUGCUCCUUCGACCAUGCGCAAUAGCAGGAGCCCGAAGCACCAGGGCGGCGGCGAGACGAGUGACUGGUGGGCUACCACGGCCACGACGCAGAUCCAUCGCAGCGACCCGCAUGCUGCCGGUAUCGGCGGAAUGGAUCCUGCCCAGUAUGACCAGCAGAACGAGUAAGGGGUUCUUCUUCUCUCGGGCAUUUGGUGUGGUGUGUCUGUGUGGCCGCCCCCCUUGGCAGAGUUGCUGCGUUUGUUUUUGUUACAUUGCAACCGGGUUCUCUUUCUUUUCUGUCAAGGCGCUUCCCGUUUAAUCUCGGCU
Chaetomium strumarium is the source of this 2802-nucleotide messenger RNA. RefSeq lists its product as uncharacterized. The transcript is spliced from 6 exons. Bases 1 to 2661 code for a protein of 886 amino acids. Lineage: Eukaryota; Fungi; Ascomycota; Sordariomycetes; Sordariales; Chaetomiaceae. The record is from RefSeq and is a predicted model, not a curated record.